GGACGACAAGCAAUUAUUAGAUUCGACAAACUAAAUCAGAAAGGAAGGUAAAUGAAUCGAGCGAGAAGGUUCCUCCAAUGGUCGGAUGCUGCCUGUACUGCACGCUAUGAUUCUGCAACGAGAAUAGAGCAUUGCUACUACUUGCUCGACGACAUGAUCGAAGCAAUGCCAACAAAGGAAUGUAUUGAUUGUUUAAAACUCAAUCUAUACGUCGACGGAAGAGAAACAGAACUCCGGCCGAAAAUAAUGCACCGAAUGAGACGAGCAGAGACGGCAAGGGAUGAGGAGGCUUCUUAUUCCAGUCGCGCCGCGGCUCACCCUUCACAGGUGCAGCAGAUGGCGGCGCGGUUCUGUGUGCCCUUUGUUGCUGGGCCCCGACGGCGGGAUGCGCUUCCUGACGAACACGUGGAAGGCGUCCGCCUCGGCGGCCACGAUAAGUUUUGGAGCACGGAGAUCUUCUUCGGCAGGGUGUGGCCGAGCCGAGGAGACGUCGCCGGCCGUUAGUAGUAGGAGGAGUAGGAGUAGGAGCAGGAGCGACGCCAGUUUGGGGCGGAGGGCCGGAGAGCGAGGGAGGAGAACGGCGGCCAUGUCAUGACCAAGGCUCCAACGAUGGACGGAGUUGGUGGCGAGGGAGAUUUAAAUACGAGGAGCGAGAGUGCUGAUUCGU
Molecule: messenger RNA, 667 nt
Organism: Zingiber officinale
Lineage: Eukaryota; Viridiplantae; Streptophyta; Magnoliopsida; Zingiberales; Zingiberaceae
Exons: 2
Coding region: 52-504 (150 amino acids)
Source: RefSeq, a predicted model, not a curated record